CAGCCCGACUCCAUGCCAUCCCUCUCAGCAGCCCGCGCGGCCAAUGCGAGGUUCUCGCCUUCAUACCUCCCCGUCGCAGUCUUCGUCGGCGGUACGUCUGGCAUCGGAAAGGCCAUCGCGCAGGCGUUCGCGCGCCACACACGCGGAAACGCGCGCAUCGUCCUCGUCGGGCGCAGCAAGGCGGCGGCGGACGCGAUCAUCGCGUCCUUCCCGAAACCUGCAUGCAGCCCCGCGAGUUCCUCGACAGCAGAGCCAUCUGCGAACCACGAGUUCGUCGCAUGCGACGUGACGCUGAUGAAGAAUGUCGACGCGGCGACUUCGCUGCUCCGCACGCGCCUGCCCAAGGUCAACUAUCUCGUCAUGUCGCCCGGGAUCUUUAACCUGAAAGGACGGGAUGAGACGGAAGAGGGGAUCGACAGGCGCCUGUCUCUCGAGUACUAUGCGCGGUGGAAGUUCACGCGCGACCUCGCGCCGCUGCUGCAGAGGGCGCGCGACGCGGGAGAGGACGGGAAAGUGGUGACGGUGAAUGCGGCGGGCAGUGGCCAGCCCUUGGACGAGACAGACUUCGGGCUGAAGAAGAGCUACAGCGCGAUGAAGGCGUUCGCACAGCUGCCCACAUAUAAUGAUGCGAUGAUCAUAUCGUUCGCGGAACGACACCCAGACAUCUCGUUCGUGCACGUCCAUCCAGGUCUCGUUCGGACGCCAGUUCUGGCGAGGACCCAUUGGAUCUGGCGCGCUCUGAACCCUCUCGUCACAGUAGCCCUUUAUCCAUUUUCUGUCUCUGAGGAAGAGUCCGGCGAACUUCUCCUGAACGCCCUACUAAAGACCGGAAAAGGCUACUCGCGGCUCAAUGGGGGAGGAGACGACAUAUGCGACAAAGGCCUCAACGUCGGAUCUACAGACGUGCGGAGAGGACUCUGGGAACACACCGAGGAGACUUUGUUAGUG
Dichomitus squalens LYAD-421 SS1 is the source of this 948-nucleotide messenger RNA. RefSeq names its product NAD(P)-binding protein. NCBI's taxonomy places the organism in Eukaryota, Fungi, Basidiomycota, Agaricomycetes, Polyporales, Polyporaceae. The record is from RefSeq and is a predicted model, not a curated record. The transcript has 2 exons. The annotation marks the transcript as partial. Gene Ontology annotation, biological process: secondary metabolic process.